Molecule: messenger RNA, 909 nt
Organism: Ostrea edulis (European flat oyster)
Lineage: Eukaryota; Metazoa; Mollusca; Bivalvia; Ostreida; Ostreidae
Product: short-chain collagen C4-like
Exons: 4
Coding region: 1-789 (262 amino acids)
Source: RefSeq, a predicted model, not a curated record
AUGAUGAUUUUAUCAACCUUCCUAUUGAUGGUCCAUGUUUCACAAGCUGAAAUGCAAACGGGAAGUUGCAAAGACAUCUUACAUGGCUUCCUGUCGGGACAAUUGUCGUCCGCUCUCGGAGAUUAUCAGAUUGAAGCUUUAAAACAGGAGUUCAAAACCUUCACAAAUACAAUACAGCGAUCUAUGAAUGUAUUCAAGGCACAGAUGAAAGCUGAUACUGAGAAAAAAGGCAGAAUGAACAAAAGCGAUGUUUAUACAAGAUGGGGAAAGAAGACAUGUCCUUCGAAUGCUGAGCUGGUUUUCUCUGGAUUUACUGGUGGGUCACAUUAUAGUCAUCAGGGAGCGGCUGUUGAGCCCCUUUGUUUACCAAGAGAUCCUGAAUGGGGUCGGUGCAAAGAUGGAACUGACAAAGAUAAAGCUUAUGUAUAUGGAGCAGAAUACGAAACUGAUCACGAUUUGGGUAACAUGCGCAGACUCCACCAGCAUGACGUACCGUGCGCUGUCUGCCUGAUUUAUAAUAGAUCUGUUCUUAGAUUAUUCCCAGCUAGGAAAACUUGUUACAAAGGUUGGAAAUUGGAAUACGAUGGAUAUCUAAUGGCGGGAUACUAUAAUCAAGCUGCUACCACAACGUACAAGUGUGUGGAUAGGAACCCUGAUACUAUAACUGGAGGUCAUUCUAAUCACAAUGGUUAUAUUUUCUAUUCCGUGGAGGCAAUAUGUGGCUCAUUGAAAUGUCCACCUUACGUAAACGGGCGGGAACUUGUAUGUGUUGUCUGUUCCAAGGCAUAGAGAUAUCCGGUAGUAGAAUGGAAAUACUUCCACAGAAUAAAGAAAGUGGUUUCAGAAUUGUCGUGCGUUUUUUUUCCAAAAAAUGAAUGAUAAGAAUAAUGACAUUUUCAUUUUUGUAGA